AUGUGGAGUUUCGACGAGCAAGGACGUGUCUGGAAUGUGGGCCAUCUACAGUGGUGCAACGCACCACAUUGCCACGACAAGAUCAAGUUUGCAAGUUUGGCAGAGCGCAACGAGGGCGAACUAUUGGAGGCUGAUGGCAGCAAAAUGGCCAUCAAGGGUGUGGGAACCAUCAUGGAAAAGGUGGUUCUUCCAAACGGUGAAGAUCUUGGGAUCGAUAUCAAGAACGCGUUACAUGUUCCAAGUAUGAGCAAGAACCUGCUUUCGGUGCCAAAGACUAACAGGCAUGGUAUGUUCCAAGUCGUGUUUGACAGGUCCAAGAUGUGUGUGACUCGCAAAAACUCACAGCAAGUGAUGGCGACAGAGGAUCUAGUGGAUGGACUUUACUGGAUUCGUACGACUCAGCGAUCAGCAAAUGUGGCAACAAGAAGAAACAGUUGUGCUGGUCUACAUGCGUGA
Peronospora matthiolae is the source of this 456-nucleotide messenger RNA. Lineage: Eukaryota; Oomycota; Peronosporomycetes; Peronosporales; Peronosporaceae. The record is from the annotation of a GenBank genome assembly.